GAAGGGGGUAAAGGAAUGAGACGAAUGAAUCGCUUUUUGAGCACAAAGCCACAACAAACGCACUCGUUGCUGGGAAAGACGGGCCCUGCUCCAGAACGACAUCUCACUCACAUCUUUGAGAACCAGACAGGAACGACAGCAAGGAUCAGGACCAUUACUUGAGUGUUCAACUUGGACUCUUUAUACUCACAUUCACAACAGCAAUGAGCGGCAACACUAAGAGGAGAAACUACCGUAAGCGCGAGGUCACACCCGAGGCACCAGGAGUAGAAGACGGCGCAACAGCACAGCAGACAGGGGAUGAACAUGAACCGGAGGGACUCACGUAGGUGCACGGUCUUGAGUCUUGUGUAUCAGCUUUCACUUCAAUGUCAUGGAACUACCCCUGCUAGCGGGAUCGUCAAGCGCUCUGCGGUACUCAACCCAAUGAUCCUCGACUUGCGUAUCAUUACGUCUUUGAUUUUAUUGUAUGUAAAUAGCCUCGACGAAUUGAUGGAGCUUCGCAAGCUUCGACAGCGCCCUUCAGGAAUCGCAGCUACAGAUUUGCUCGUUGGAGACACAUCAGGAAAGAAAAAGAAGAAAGAUAAGGUCAUCGCCGCGGAUCCAUGGGGACUUUCUUCUGGAGGCGGAUUAGUUGAUCUGGACGAAAUGAGGCGCCAGGAAGAUAGUGAGGGCAAGUCAUCAGGAGUUCUCAACUCUUUCACGAAGCAGACGAACGUACUGGAUGUUGACAAGCACAUGAUGAAAUAUAUCGAAGAAGAGAUGAAGAAACGCAGAGGCGAGACUUCAGCAUCUGAAGAAAACACGGAAGGGGCGCCCCAAGGAUACAAUGGGGACACGGACAUCCUAGACGAGCUCGGUAUCAAGAGAACGGCUCCUAAACCAGAGCAGGAGGGAAAUGUGCAGCUGUCUACGACUAUGUUGACGGCGAUCCCAGAAGUAGACCUCGGCAUGGACGCAAGACUGAAGAACAUCGAGGAAACCGAAAAAGCGAAGCGCAAGCUAAUUGAAGAGCGUACAACCACCUCUAUCAAUCCUGGAAGGUUUUCGCAACCAGCAUAUGUGCCCUCAGAUCGGGAGCGCAUCUCACACCAUCAGCAAAACAACCGCCGGAACAAUAACAGCAACAAUAAUAACAACAGCAACCAGAACUCGGAAUCUGGACAAGGGCCCAAUCACCGCUUUCAAAACACGUACGGAAACAAUAGCGGACAAAACAACAGGGGCGGUGCUGGCCGAGGCAUGGCUACGGAUGAUCUUGUAAUGGAGCGUUUCAAGAAGCGUAUGAGGCGAUAAGAUAGACCAUGCGCUAUGCAGGGAUUACAACAGUAACCGGCGACAAUAAAAUUCCAAGCUGGUCUUUGAUGCACUUGACAACUGAUACAUGUGCCUGGGAAAUGCAACCAAACCUUAAUACCCACGAAACGAAUGAAACAUACACCUAUAAACAAGGCCAUCCUUACAGGCAGGGCAAACCCUGCCCAUUCCUUAGAAUGGCAUGCACAUUACCAAAUGACGGACAAAAGAAACAAUUGGAGAAGGGACAGAUCGUUUAUCCGGAGCCACCGGAGUAGGCCUUGCCGAAGAAGAUGACCUGGAGCUGAU
Molecule: messenger RNA, 1605 nt
Organism: Gamsiella multidivaricata
Lineage: Eukaryota; Fungi; Mortierellomycota; Mortierellomycetes; Mortierellales; Mortierellaceae
Product: hepatocellular carcinoma-associated antigen 59-domain-containing protein
Exons: 6
Coding region: 301-1296 (331 amino acids)
Biological process (GO): mRNA splicing, via spliceosome
Cellular component (GO): spliceosomal complex
Source: RefSeq, a predicted model, not a curated record